Penicillium cataractarum is the source of this 837-nucleotide messenger RNA. RefSeq names its product putative NUDIX family hydrolase. NCBI's taxonomy places the organism in Eukaryota, Fungi, Ascomycota, Eurotiomycetes, Eurotiales, Aspergillaceae. The record is from RefSeq and is a predicted model, not a curated record. The transcript has 2 exons. Gene Ontology annotation, molecular function: ADP-glucose pyrophosphatase activity; ADP-ribose pyrophosphatase activity. Gene Ontology annotation, biological process: nucleoside phosphate metabolic process; ribose phosphate metabolic process. The coding region runs from base 1 to 837 and encodes 278 amino acids.
AUGUCCAUAUCGACCUUCACCUUGCCCGGGUCAGACCUGCGCAUUAACAGUACACCGGAUCUGGCUCGUGACGAGUUGCUCUCUUUCCCCGCCUUCAAGACUUGGCUGUCAACCCUGCAGAAUUCACUUGCUCGGCAGUCGAAUCCGGCACAUGAGUUCCAUAGUGACCCGUAUGUGCUCCGUCAGAUCGAUGUCCAGGCCGUGGACCGGUUUGGCGGUGGACGGUUGGGGUUUGUCAAGUUGAAGGCCGACGUAUCGAAUGGUCAGGGCGAGAAGUUACCAGGGAGCGUCUUCUUGCGUGGUGGAAGUGUGGGCAUGCUUCUCAUUCUUCAACCAGAUGACAUUCCUUCAUCUGAGGAGAAGGGGAAACGGGCUAUUCUAACUAUCCAGCCUCGCAUCCCUGCUGGAUCUCUAGCAUUCGCCGAAAUCCCUGCAGGCAUGCUCGAUGAUAGCGGGACCUUUGCUGGUGGUGCAGCGAAGGAAAUUGAAGAAGAGACUGGGCUGCAGGUCCAGCAAAGUGAAUUGAUUGAUAUGACCUCUUUAGCUUCGGAAUUGACCGAAGGCUCGUCGGAGAAUGGCGAAACCCUUCAGAAAGCGAUGUACCCCUCUGCUGGGGGCAGUGACGAGUUUAUUCCUUUGUUCUUAUGUCAAAAGCGCAUGCCUCGAAGGGAUAUCGAGGAGUUGCAGGGCAAACUGACUGGGCUGCGGGAUCAUGGAGAGAAAAUUACUUUGAAGGUUGUUCCUCUGGAGGAUCUGUGGAAAGAAGGGUUGCGAGAUGGGAAGACGUUAGCUGCUUGGGCUCUCUACAAGGGCCUCAAAGAAGCUGGGAAGAUUUAA